This is a messenger RNA of Helobdella robusta, 420 nucleotides long. RefSeq lists its product as hypothetical. Bases 1 to 420 code for a protein of 139 amino acids. NCBI's taxonomy places the organism in Eukaryota, Metazoa, Annelida, Clitellata, Rhynchobdellida, Glossiphoniidae. The transcript is spliced from 2 exons. The record is from RefSeq and is a predicted model, not a curated record.
AUGUAUGAACUGUUUUCGAGGGGUUCGAUUUUACCAUUUCAAAAUUUUGAAACCGAUUUUGAUACAAGAGGUUUUUUUUUGGGGGAGAAACCGGAAAAUGAAGCAGUAACCCUUCUUGCCACUGCGACCAGCAGUGAGUACCGCGAGAAGUUCAUCCCUUCUCUGAACGCCAUUCUGUACGGACCUGGUCGCAAGGGCCUCGCCAGCACUUACGAUGAAGCUCGUGCCUACUGCAACAGAACUGGCGGUAGGAUGUUGAAGAUCAUGGACAAGCGUCAAGAGAAUGAUAGUAUUGAAUUUAUGGCAAGUGAAUUCCAGUCAGUGCUGAACGUCACCGAUUAUGUUGUCCUCGGUUUAAAGUGGAGACCGUCCAUCUAUGAAACUGAUGAAAGAAAUGCGAAACUUGAGUUUUUUUGGUGA